UCUUUUCAGAUCUACAUGGACACAUUAAAAGUAUUGCCUAAAUCGCUAUCAGCCGAAAGUAAACAUUCCAGUAGGGAAACUUCUCCGAAUCGGUAUGUACUGAAUGAAUCAACGGAUCAGCAAACAUCAGCUUUACAAAUUGAUGACAGUCCUACGCAGCGUAAUAAUGUCGAGCAGAAAUUACGCGAGAGAGAGGAGUCGGUUCCAAUCAACGAUAAUACAUCUGUUACAGAUGAUUUAAAAGAUAACGACGAAACGUGUAUUCCGUCUGCACAGCUGGACGAAAAUGAUGGGAACUUGACAACAAUAUCCCAAAUAAGUAAUGAUUCAGCUGACAUUAAGCAACUAUAUAAAAGCCAUCACAGAACAAGUAGUUCACUUGCUUAUAAUCGUAUCACAACUAAAAUUGCAUGCACGAAAGAAUCCAUUAAAAAAGAACAGACUGCCCGGGACGCUAACGUUAACGAGUACUUAAAACUCGCAGCUAAUGCCGACAAGCAACAACUUCAGAGGAUAAAGGCAGUGUUUGAAAAGAAAAAUCAGAAAAGUGCUCAUAAUAUUUCACAACUUCAAAAAAAGUUAGAAUCAUAUAGUAAAAGGUACAAGGAUAUGCAAUACCAUCAAAACCAAAAGCAGCAAAGCAUUCGUCAGCCAAGGGAGAUGUUACGAGAUGUUGGUCAAGGAUUACGGAACGUGGGAGGAAAUAUACGUGAUGGGGUUUCUGGCCUCUCUGCUACUGUUAUGUCCAAACCACGAGAAUUUGCUCAUCUAAUCAAAAAUAAGUUUGGAAGUGCCGAUAAUAUCAAUCAACUAUCAUCCACAUGGUACGCAGAUCACAACAUCAUGGAAAUCAACCCAUCCCAUAUUGAGGACAACGUGUCUUUCCGCUAUGAAAAUAUAAUGAACUCGAGUUUGGGUAUGAGUGAAGAAACAGAUCCAAUCGGAAUAUCUAGUCCAGGAAUAAUCGGAGAUCUUGGAGAAAAGUACAGCGAGCAAGAAAGUGAGUGCAGCAGUGUGACAAGCGAUAGCAUUCCACUAAGUUCUGGAAAACACCGAGUAUUAAGAAACCGGCAUUGUACGAAUUAUAAGGCAAUUCAUGAUAUUCGUGAUGAUUAUGAUCGGUUAAAAGGAAAACUCGAAAGAUUAGAGAUGUUGCAUAAAGACGUCAGUGAGCUGGCCAUGUCAUUAGAAACGGAGCGGUACCGGGCGGAACGAUUGGAAGAGCAACUAAAUGACUUAACUGAGCUACAUCAGAAUGAAAUUGAAAAUCUAAAACAAGCGAUUGCAGAUUUGGAGGAGAAAGUUCAAUAUCAAAGUGACGAAAGGUUACGUGAUGUUUACGAGAUAAUGGAGAAUUGUCAAACUCGUAUUUCUAAAAUAGAACAUUUGUCGCAGCAACAAUAUGUAACUGUGGAAGGAAUAGAUAACUCGAAUGCAAGAGCAGUAGUUGUAAAACUUAUAAAUGUGGUUUUGACAGUUCUUCAAGUGAUACUUUUACUGGUGGCAACUGCUGCUGGAAUUACUAUGCCUUUCCUUAAAACGAGGGUGCGUGUUUUGACAACGGUCGUUUGUAUCAUAUCUGUGGUGUUUAUUUUUAGACAAUGGACUGAGAUCAGGAAUUUAUGGUUUUAUUCAAUAGAUACAAUGAAAAUUUUUGCUUCAACUUAAAUAAAGAUGUAUUAUUUCA
Molecule: messenger RNA, 1687 nt
Organism: Ochlerotatus camptorhynchus
Lineage: Eukaryota; Metazoa; Arthropoda; Insecta; Diptera; Culicidae
Gene: Dmtn
Product: transmembrane and coiled-coil domain 2 protein Dmtn
Exons: 10
Coding region: 16-1668 (550 amino acids)
Cellular component (GO): endomembrane system
Source: RefSeq, a predicted model, not a curated record